Molecule: messenger RNA, 1320 nt
Organism: Neltuma alba
Lineage: Eukaryota; Viridiplantae; Streptophyta; Magnoliopsida; Fabales; Fabaceae
Exons: 1
Coding region: 1-1320 (439 amino acids)
Biological process (GO): defense response to other organism
Source: RefSeq, a predicted model, not a curated record
AUGUCGAGCGCAUCAAAAACAGAUCCAACGACGGAUCUGCCCCGACUGCUGAGUAAACUCAAGAAGACCUUCGACGAAACCUCUGAAGAUGUUUCAUUAGCCAAAGAUGUCAAGAAGACGAUCGACCAGUAUUUGAAGAAUCAAUUUCAACUAGACGCAAGGUCGGAACAGGAACUGCGCACCAAAUUCGAGAAGCUGUAUCAUCACCUCGGCAAAACUACUGAACCCUCUCAUUUCCGUUCUAUCCGUGAGGAGCUCGUUCACAUAAACGAAUUUCUGGGCCAAAGUGCCGGUGAGGCCAAUCAGCACGAUUUCCAAGCUUUAUCUGAAACGGAACUGGAUAUUAUAGACAACGCGGAAGAGGAUCGGCUAGUGAAACGUCUUCGGGCGAGCUACGAAUUUUUCUUCGGACAUGAUGAACUUAAGCGUGACCCGAGAAUUUGCUUGUUUCUGGCAAUUUUCCCUGGAAAUGCUGUUCUGAGGAAAAGGUUUCUUAUUUAUUGGUGGAUUGGGGAAGGGUUGGUCUCGAAAGAGGGAGAAGGCGAAAAAGUAUUUGAAGAGCUUUUAGAUUUAGAGUUACUCAUACCCCAUGGCAAGUGCCCAAGAGUGAGUAAAUGUCAAAUUUCCCCUUGGGUCCGUUGCAUGUUGAUCGCACUGGCCAAGAAAGAGAUGCUUUUGGACAUAAAGGAAAAGAUACCACAUUUUGAUCUUGCCCAUUCCCGGCGGACUUGUUUGAUCGCUGGACACUCUGAUUUGGGAAUUGAAAGAGAAUCCACACCUCCAGAGACUUUGAGGACCAUUUUUAACGUGAACGAAAGAGAUCUUCAUUUUCAAGACCAAUGGCUUGCUAAACUGAAGAGAUUGCUGGUGCUUCAGCUUGGUCGUUGGCAGGUUUCUCCCACCCAUCAAAUUGAAGUUCAAGAUGAAUCGUUCCUAACCGGAGGUUUGAAGACCCAGAAACUGCUCAAAUAUCUCAGCCUCCGUGGGAUUUCAAGAAUAACUUCACUUCCUGAGUCCAUCAGAGAACUGGUCAGCCUCGAAAUUCUGGACCUCAAGGCUUGUCAUAAUCUAGAAAACUUGCUAAACAAGGACGAGGCCAUUGAUCAGUUUCAAAACAAUUUCCACUUCCAAAUUAUAUAUGAAAUAAAAGGAUAUUUGUGGCAGAUAAUUGUUUGGGACUUAAUAUCAUUUUCCCAACCAAGAUCAUACAAGAGAGGAUACUUUCCUCUGUUUCUGGUUGAUUUUGUUGUUUGCCUUUUCAUCUUGUUGUAUUGGGUGUUGCUGAUGAAGUCUUUUGAUUUUCACAAUUCAGAAGGUUAA